Messenger RNA from Cornus florida, 3160 nucleotides. RefSeq names its product long chain acyl-CoA synthetase 5-like. Gene Ontology annotation, cellular component: endoplasmic reticulum; membrane. Gene Ontology annotation, molecular function: long-chain fatty acid-CoA ligase activity. NCBI's taxonomy places the organism in Eukaryota, Viridiplantae, Streptophyta, Magnoliopsida, Cornales, Cornaceae. Gene Ontology annotation, biological process: fatty acid metabolic process. The coding region runs from base 1044 to 2837 and encodes 597 amino acids. The record is from RefSeq and is a predicted model, not a curated record. The transcript is spliced from 19 exons.
UAUGACAACAAUUAGUUAACCCAUUUAAUGUUAAAUCAGUUAACAUAUUUUAACUCGGUCCAAUUAUAUCAUAAGUUUCAUAACACAUCAACGAUAAGGGAUAGAUUUUCUCUUGCAUAAAAGGAGACAAAUGUUUUUCAUAUUUUUAUAAAUGAUUGUCGUCUCUUAUUUAGUAUGAUUUCUUUCCCAAAAAAAAAAAAAAAAUUUGUAAUAUAAAAUUAUUCUUUUAUUUAAUUAUCCAAAUACAUUUAAAAUUUUCUUAUUAUGAGUUCAAUUUUUUUGUUAAUUGAAUAAAUAGUUAAUCUAUUUUUAAAAGUGAAAGGUGAGAGUUCAAAUUUAGGAUUUAGAGCUUCUUGCAAAUGAAAAAAAAAAAAAAAAAAAAAAUUUUCCAUUAUUAAAAAAAAAAAUCUACGUAAUAUUUUUUUUAGAUGUAUAAGAAACUUAUUCAAAUACUUUUACAAAUAAAAUACAAAUAGUAAUAUUUUAAUGAAUUGUUUUCGAGUGCUGAAAUAAUUAAAAUUCUAAACUCACAAUUUAAUGCUCAUUAGUUUAAUUGUUUUCUAUAUUUUUGAAGUCGGUUUUAUAACCGUAGCCGAAACCUUGGACUUUUUCUUUUCGUCCUCCCAAACCUUGGACUGAAGUUUGCAAAUUUCGCUGAUUAUACUCUGUCCCACUGAGAUCAGGCCCACUCUCUUUGCCGCGAUUACCCAUCGACACCGCCUAUUGGCAACAACGGUUUUCCUGUGCUAGAAAAUUUCGUGUUUUUUCCAGGAAAGUGAAAAGGCCACUGUUUGGUUCUAUGGAAAGAACGAGAACGGAGAAAACAAAAUUAUACUAGAAAUGGAUUCAAUUAUUUACUCAUAUUCGAAAAUUUUCUUUACUUUGCUUUCAUUCUUUGCAAUGGCGGAGCGGCCGGUAAAUUCUUCCAUUAAUCGCGGUUUUAAUGGAAAUCGCACUGAUGCAUUAGACUGCUUUACUUAUUUCUGGUUGUUUCAGAUACAUCUCAUCAGAGCACGUCUGCGGAGAAAUAUCAUAGUAACCCAAUGCUUGGUGAGCGCGAGAUUGUGAAUGGAAAGGCAAGUAAAUAUGUGUGGUUAACAUACAAGGAAGUAUAUGAUGUAGUUUUAAAGGUUGGAGCUUCCAUCCGCAGUUGUGGCGUUAAGCAGGGGGAACGAUGUGGAAUCUAUGGUGCCAAUUGCUCGAAAUGGAUAGUAAGUAUGCAGGCCUGCAAUGCUCAUGGACUUCACUGUGUUCCUUUAUAUGACACUCUAGGUGCUGGUGCAGUGGAAUAUAUCAUUUGUCAUGCAGAGAUUUCAAUUGCCUUUGUCGAAGAAACUAAGAUUCCUGAGGUGUUGAAAACAUUUCCUACUACUGGAAAAUACUUGAAAACUCUUGUGAGCUUUGGCAUGGCUACAGCAGAACAAAAGGAGAUGGCCCAAAAUUUUGGGUUGGCAAUAUAUUCUUGGGUUGAAUUUUUGCAGCUGGGAAUGAAUGAACUAUUUGACCUCCCAAUAAAGAAGAAAAGUGAUAUAUGUACAAUAAUGUAUACAAGUGGAACAACUGGUGACCCAAAGGGAGUAAUGAUCUCUAACGAGAACAUCCUUUCUAUCAUAUUUGGAGUAGAUCAUCAUCUAGAGAGUAUGAAUGAAGAGUUCAGUGAGCAGGAUGUAUACUUGUCGUAUCUUCCUUUAGCACAUAUAUUUGAUCGGGUGAUUGAGGAAUUGUUCAUUUACUCUGGUGCCUCAAUAGGAUUUUGGCGUGGGGACAUUAAACUAUUGAUUGAGGACAUCAAAGAGCUAAAGCCAACUGUGUUUUGUGCUGUUCCACGUGUGUUAGACAGGAUUUAUUCAGGUUUGAAAGAGAAGAUUUCUUCUGGAGGUUUCCUCAAGCAUACAUUAGUUAAGAUUGCAUACUCCUACAAACUAUACAACAUGAGUAAAGGUUAUAAACAUGCAGAUGCAGCUCCUGUUUUUGACAAAAUUGUUUUCAGUAAGGUGAAGGAAGGUCUAGGAGGAAAUGUGCGUCUCAUUUUAUCUGGAGCAGCGCCUCUUUCUACCUGUGUGGAAACCUUUCUACGGGUGGUGGCAUGUGCUCAUGUUCUACAAGGAUAUGGUCUCACAGAAACCUGUGCUGGAUCAUUUGUUGCACAACCAAAUGAACUAGCAAUGAUUGGUACUGUUGGGCCUCCACUGCCAAACGCGGAUGUAUGCCUGGAAUCUGUUCCUGAAAUGGGUUAUGAUGCCCUUGCAAGCACCCCUCGUGGAGAAAUAUGUAUACGGGGUAACAGCCUGUUCUCAGGAUAUUAUAAACGCGAAGACCUCACAAAAGAGGUGAUUGUUGACGGAUGGUUCCACACAGGGGACAUUGGUGAGUGGCAACCAGACGGAAGCAUGAAAAUUAUUGACCGCAAGAAAAACAUUUUCAAGCUUUCUCAGGGAGAAUAUGUCUCAGUUGAGAAUCUGGAGAACAUUUAUUCCCUUGUUUCUGGUAUUGACUCGAUAUGGAUAUAUGGCAACAGCUUUGCGUCUUAUCUUGUUGCUGUUGUCAACCCCAAUAAGCAAGCUCUUGAAUGUUGGGCUGAAGAGAAUGGAGUGGCUGGGGAAUUUAACAGCAUAUGUGAAAGUCCCAAGGCAAAAGCAUACAUUCUUGGAGAACUUACAAAGAUUGCUAAAGAACAAAAGUUAAAGGGUUUUGAAUUUGUUAAAGCUGUCCACCUCGAACCCAUACCGUUUGACAUGGAGCGUGGCCUUCUCACCCCAACAUUCAAGAAAAAGAGGGCCCAAUUUCUCAACUACUAUCAGAAUGUUGUCGACGUUAUGUACAAGAGCACAAAAUAAACUUGAUGAUACUGAAGGCCACACAUUGCUGGAGUGUUUAUUUUGUUGGACCCUAAAAGGUCUCUUAUACCAAUACCAUAAUCAGUGGUUUUGUUUUGAUAUUUCAUGAACCUCAUGUGGUGGGUGAGUAUAUGUAAACUAUUGAUUUGUUGGAUGGAAAAAUAUAACUACAAAAGUGGGAGUCCCUUUUGCAAGAAGUUAUUGAAAUGUCAUUUUGUGAGUAAUUUAGGUGUCCUUAAUGUCAUUCUGGUGGGCUACACUCGUGUGUAGUUGCGUUUCACUUCGUGCUGAUUUUGAAUGGAUUUUAUAAGGAAAUAAAGAUU